Molecule: messenger RNA, 1653 nt
Organism: Raphanus sativus (radish)
Lineage: Eukaryota; Viridiplantae; Streptophyta; Magnoliopsida; Brassicales; Brassicaceae
Exons: 14
Coding region: 159-1436 (425 amino acids)
Source: RefSeq, a predicted model, not a curated record
ACUCAGCAUUCUAUUUUAUACAGAGGUAGAAAGAUUCAAAGGAAGCGAGAGGAACGCCGCUCUUUCGCCAAUCACUUAACUAACUCUCUCUUCUCCUCUCCUUGAUCAAAUUUGAUUCUUCGAAGCUUCAAGCUAGAGAAAGAAAGAGCUCUCGAAAAAUGGGGAAUUUUCUAGACAAGGAACCGCCGCCUCCGGUCGUUCUUGUCCCUCCGCUGUUUGAUUUCCCACCUCUCUCCGCCCGUAACAGGAUGUUGGAACCAUCAUACAACUUGCUGUUUGGGAAGCUUGCUUUGAAAUGUCUCUUUGAGGAUUACUUUGAAGAAGCCCGUCAAUUCUCUGCUAAGUUCCUCUUGAAGCCUAUGGAUGAUCCUCAUGUCGACUUGGUUGCAUCUCUUUCAGGCGCUCUAGAUCGUAAAGCGGAAGGUGAUCUCGUGGGGAAUGCAUUGUUUCGCUGGCAAAGUGAUGUUGAUGAUCCUCAUACUUUUGUGGACCUCUCUGUGUCAACCUCCAAUCCGGUUCUACUGAUGAGGUCUUCUGCUUACUACCCUAAAUAUGGAAUCGGAGCAUUUGCGGUGUACCCUUUGCUUUCAAAGAAGGCUGAACAGUUAUCUGACGAAUAUGGAAUCAUGGGGUUGAGGUACGGCUCAACGAAUUUGUCUCUCGGAGCUACUGUCUCUCCUUUUACCACAAAGGACGAGUUUCCGAAGAGUGCAUGGCUGGUAAGCAAGAUGGGAAGGCUUACUGUGGGAGUGCAGUAUGAGCCGCUAUGUGAUGAAAACAAAGACACCGCAAAAUACACCGACUUAAGGAACUGGAGUUGUGCUGCUGGCUAUGGAGUAGGGUCAAGAAGCCCCUUGAGCCCUUCUUUCAACUUUGGCCUUGAAAUAGCAAGGAGUUCUCAGUUUAUUGCUUCGUUCUACCAACAUGUAGUUGUCCAAAGGCGGGUGAAAAAUCCUUUUGAAGAAGACGAAGUAGUUGGAAUCACAAACUACAUUGACUUAGGUUUUGAGCUACAAACGAGGGUCGAUGAUUCCAAGGCAUCAGACAACCUCCCAGAUUCUUCUCUGCAGAUGGCUGCGUCUUGGCAGGCCAAUAAGAACUUCUUGCUGAAGGGUAAAGUUGGAGCUCUAAGCUCAACACUCACAUUAGCAUUCAAGUCGUGGUGGAAACCGUCUUUCGCAUUCAAUAUUUCAGCAACUACUAAUCACUCGACUAGAGAAACAGCAUAUGGUUUUGGUCUACGUGUUGACAACAUAAGAGAGGCCAGUUACCAAAGAGCAGAUCCAAACUUUGUAAUGCUGACACCAAACAAAGAACAUCUGGCCGAUGGGAUUGUGUGGAAAAUGGGGAAGAGACCAAUGUUUCAAUCCGAUUUAGACGCUGAGAACUUCAGCGAGCUGCCUAAAGAACUCAGACCUCCCCAGAAGAUUCUCUAACCUUAUUAAAUAAAAAAAUUUGUUCUUUUUUUUUUUUUUCAUUUCUUGGUUUUCAUAAUAAGCUUGACUAAAGAAGUUUUAUAGCAGUAGUAAUAAACCAUAGCGUUUUCAAAAUGGCAACUCUCUUCGGUUUAUAACCGAACUGAAAUUUUUGUUUUUCAUUAUAAAUCAGGUUCAACUCGCUAGAUUAAAAAUAAUCCGGUUAUCGUUUUGGUUU